GCCUUUUUCAUCCUGAUUAACAUAUUAAUUUAAGAGUAUCUGAUUGUGAAUUCUCCCCUGUAGCAUUUUAACCAGAAUUGCAGGCACAACAUUGUGCCUGUUGUGGUGUGCGUCAAAUCAAGACCGAAAAGCAAAGCACCCAUUUUGCCUCUCUUUAAAACUCAUAUUUAAAACCCAGCUUCGAGAAACCAUGCCGUAUUCUCUCCAGGCUCCUCAGUUACUUGAAAUGUCAGGGGAGAAUUAUGAAUCAAGAUCGCCGUCGCGGGAAGGUCUCUACUGCCAGUUACUUAUAGACAAAAUCCCUGAGCACUCCUCAGCCUUCGACUAUUACAUCGACCCUUCGAUGAUUUCAAAACCAACUCUGAACCCCCCUCCUACAUCACUUGCCUCUGAUAACGGACUCACCUGCGAAUCAAAUCAUUUCACAACAAAUUCAAGCACGCUUUUUUUCGACAAUUCCUUCACCGCUUUGAACACAAGUAUGUCUAGUGGACCAAAGCCUAAUAUUCAGAGAGACACCACCUAUGUAUUGGAGGACCAGAAUCCCCUCAAACAUAACGUCAGGAUGAACGAUCUGGCAAAUCUUUCCUCUCCCAUUCUCCGCUCCGGGAUGAAAACUGACCUCGAACAAAACUACGCCUAUAGCGCUCCGAGAGACGAGAUAGAGUAUGCAGAUGUGCUGAUAAACACGGAGAAUGAAUUGUAUCCACGCUUGAGUCAGCUAGACGACUUCUACAACUCUAAAACCCUCAGUCAGUGUUUCCAAGACCCCAACGGAGAUAGACCCUUCAGUUCAAACUUUAUUAAUGAGCAUCUUUGGCUCUUCAGACGCCCCUCGCGGGCUAUAGCGCAUCGGGAAAGGAUGCCCUCCAGACUACAGGGGAGAAAUCUCUCCGAAAGGAAAGAUACCCGGGAAUGGUCAGGCACCGAUCUCACCCCGAGUCAAAGCUCGUCUCUCUCACAACCCUCAUUGCAGAUCCUAGACCAGAGAUCCUGGGGAGUGCUAGAUGUAAAGACGGACACUAUCAAGCCGACUGAAGCAUUGAUCAACCAAUUCCAGGUUCCCGUGUGCCCUUUCCCCACCUCCAACACCUCCGAUAUCUCUUUUCAGAAGUCAGAUAAUGGAUACGGCGUAAGCAAAAGUUUUGAACCCCCCCUGGACAACGAAACCGGGGUAAGGUCUCGGGACAUGUACAUUCCCCAAAAUCCUAGCAGCCGCGAGAACAAUCGGCAUUCAAAGAUGUCGCAAGUGACGGAAGAACCAGUUUUCCCUGAAACUAGCGAUAAUAUUAAGCCUGUAAAAAGGAAAAGGGGAAGGCCACCAAAAGUUAAGCGAGAAGCAGCACCCCCGGUAGCGGUUAUCUGCCCCUCGUUGGAAGGCUUGGCAUACGUGGCUCACGAAAAGUUUAACGAGUACUUAAAAAGCGAGAAAGAAGCGGUGGAUGGGUCUAAUUACAAGACAAGAACUCGUGGUACCAGAAACGGUGCCAUUGAAGCCACUCUUAAAAUGGCUUCCAACGAGUAUGUCCAUUCAUACCUGUCAUACAGUUCGACCUCGGAAACAGAGACUCCAAAGCCCAAAAGGGCCAAGAAACGGGAAAGGGUAACAAGGAAGCCAAGCUCCGAAGCCAGUUCCCAUUCAUGUUCCUUCGUAUCGCUGGGAUCACACAAGAAACGAACCAUUGGACCUCGCUCCAAGACGGGAUGUUACACCUGCCGAGUCCGUCACAAAGCGUGUCCGGAGGAACGGCCAGAGUGCAGCCAGUGUGCAAGAUUGGGCCUUACCUGUGAUUACAGCGAUCUGAGACCAGAUUAUAUGUCCAAUACGCUGCUCCACGAGAUUAAAUUGCGGGAAAUUAAGGAUGUGACAAGGCAGCAGAAAAAGUCAUUGGGGAAGAAGAAGAAGCGGGAAGUGAGCCUAGUAUAGCUAGAUUAUCUAAGAAUUUUAUACCCAUUGACGAGAAGUGAAUAAUUAAUGGUCUCAUCAUUUCCAGAGAUCUAUAUUUAGGUUUACCAGAAAGCGUCUCUC
Molecule: messenger RNA, 2029 nt
Organism: Babjeviella inositovora NRRL Y-12698
Lineage: Eukaryota; Fungi; Ascomycota; Pichiomycetes; Serinales
Gene: UME7
Product: DNA-binding transcriptional regulator
Exons: 1
Coding region: 191-1927 (578 amino acids)
Biological process (GO): regulation of DNA-templated transcription
Molecular function (GO): zinc ion binding; DNA-binding transcription factor activity, RNA polymerase II-specific
Source: RefSeq, a predicted model, not a curated record